AUAUAGCAUUAAAAUCAUAGUAAUUCUUCCUAGUGAAAAUCAUAAAAAAUUACCAUGGACAAAUAGCAAGUCUCCCAUAUUUUUACCUCAUUCCCUGAUUUUCAUCUAAUCAAAACUAUAUAAAAAGCUAUCUGAUAAGUGUUGUGAACUGCAUAACCAACUAGUGUCAAAAGUUCACCUGCUUUUUUACUUGUGUGAAUUGGAGCAAAGUCUUAGCCCCAUAAAAUACAUGUGAGGGGGAAGAAUGUUCUAAAGGUCAUUCAUACCCCUAUAAUGUUAACAUGCCUAUUUAAAUGGAAAUCUAAUCUUGUAGUGUCACCAUUCCACCCAGUAUGAUUUCAUGGUCUGUUUUCUUCUGCAACCUGCAUGCCUGUGCGUGCCUUGGGUAACCAGAGCGUCCAGUGUCUGUUUUUGCUCUGUCUCAGUGUAAUCACUCUUGUUGGCAUUUCAGGAACGCUCCAUAGUUUCAAAGUGUUUUUACAGGGGAGGUAUUUUAUAUACUUUCCCAAGCCCGACCCGUAACUCUUGGUUCAAAUCUAAGCCUAGUGUGCUUCCUGAAGUCUCCUCCCCACUAGACUGACAAACAGAAUGAGGAGGUGACAAGACACUCCUUUAUUUCUUGCUGCCCUUCCAGUCGACCCUUGGAUCACCACACAUUCCACCUGGAAGGUUACUUCUCCACAGUGAAUUCACAUGACAGAAGGGUUUUCCUUCUUUGUUUCUCAGACCUGGUCCAGUAGACGGGAAGGAGCCGGGGCACAGUGACAUUCUCAAAGGCCCUGCAGGACCGCCAUGGCUUAUGAUGACUCCGUGAAGAAAGAAGAUUGCUUUGACGGUGAUCACAGCUUGGAGGACAUAGGGCUGGCAGCUGGCCGGAGCCAGCGAGAAAAGAAACGUUCUUACAAAGAUUUCCUAAGGGAAGAGGAAGAAAUUGCUGCUCAGGUCAGGAAUUCUUCCAAGAAGAAGCUAAAGGACAGUGACCUUUACUUCUUGGGGACGGACACGCACAAAAAGAAGCGGAAGCACUCCUCUGAUGACUACUACUAUGGAGACCAUUCAUCUUUGGAAUCGUCACAGAAGAAAAAGAAAAAGCCCAGCCCACAGCCUGCUGAUACAGCUAUGGACCUGCUGAAGGCCAUCACUUCCCCACUGGCCACAGGUGCCAAGCCUUCCAAAAAGACAGGGGAGAAGUCCUCUAGUUCUUCCAGCCAUUCCGAAAGUAGAAAGGAUCAGCACAGGAAGAAAGGAAGCGGAAGUAGUGGGGAGCUGCCCCUGGAGGAUGGAGGUGCCCACAAAUCAAAGAAAAUGAAGCCGCUGUAUGUGAACACAGAGACCCUGACCCUCCGGGAGCCUGAUGGCUUAAAGAUGAAGCUCAUUCUCUCCCCAAAGGAGAAAGGCGGCAGCUCUGUCGAGGAGGAGCCCUUCCAGUGCCCCUCUCAGCAGGCCGCGGUGAAGAAGUCCUCGAAGAAGUCAGCUCGGGAUGAGCAAGGUGCUCCACUCCUGGGACAUGAGUUGCAGAGCUUCCUGAAAUCGGCCCGGAAGAAGCACAAGUCAUCCUCAGACCCACACUCGUCUCCUGGCCCGGAAGCAUCCGAGGCCUCCCAGUUCCCAGAGCCCCACCAUACGAACCUCGAUCUGUCAGGGAUUGAACCUAUUCUAGUGGAAUCGGACUCAUCCUCAGGUGGGGAGCUAGAGGCUGGGGAGCUAGUAAUAGACGACUCUUACCGGGAAAUCAAGAAGAAGAAAAAGUCAAAGAAGAGCAAAAAGAAGAAGGACAAGGAAAAGCAUAAAGAGAGGCGGCACUCCAAGUCCAAGAGAAGUUCAGGCCUUCCCAUCCCAGCAGGGGGCGAGGUCCCCAUGGCACCUGUCCCUCCUCCCAAUGUCCCGUACAGUGGAACAGCUGCCCCUCCUCCGCCACUUCCUAGCCUCCACACAGACGGCCACAGUGAGAAGAAAAAGAAGAGAGAGGAGAAGGACAGAGAGAGAGAAAGGGGAGAGAAGCCAAAGAAGAAGAACAUGUCUGCCUACCAGGUGUUUUGCAAAGAAUAUCGAGUAACCAUUGUUGCCGAUCAUCCAGGUAUAGAUUUUGGGGAACUAAGUAAAAAAUUGGCUGAGGUGUGGAAGCAAUUGCCAGAGAAGGACAAACUGGUUUGGAAGCAGAAAGCUCAAUACUUGCAACACAAGCAGAACAAAGCAGAAGCUACCACGGUGAAGAGAAAAGCAUCCGGCUCCGAAGGCGCCGUGAAAGUGAAAGCUUCUUCAACAGGAGUGCUGUCACCCCAAAAGAAGUCCCCACCCAGCACUAUGCUUUUCCCAACCUCACCAGCCAAAGCCCCAGAAACAGAGCCCAUUGAUGUUGCUGCUCACCUCCAGCUGUUGGGGGAGUCCCUGAGCCUCAUUGGCCACCGUCUGCAGGAAACUGAGGGAAUGGUUGCUGUGUCUGGCAGUCUGUCCGUGCUACUGGAUUCCAUCAUCUGUGCGCUUGGCCCCUUAGCGUGUCUGACCACACAACUACCUGAAUUGAACGGCUGUCCCAGGCAGGUCUUGUCGAACACCCUAGACAACAUUGCUUACAUCAUGCCUGGACUCUGACAGCAAAGAAUCCUGGGACAGAAACCUGAUUCUACCACAUUGCUGGCUGGCUGUGUAUAUGUGACUGUUCCAACCCCCUUCACUGGUCUCGGUGUAGGUUUUAAAUUUUUAUAUGUGUAUAUACAUAAUGUACAAUAUAUACAUAGGACUUUAACGAUGUUGCUAUUAAUAAUUUUACGAAAUGGCAAAGGUUUGGCCAAGAGAAAAACUUUAGAAUGAAUCUGGGCUGGGGUUCUUCUUUCUCCCGUGGUGGGUCCGUCUGCCUUAAUCAGUGUAACUCGGGGGCUAGGGGCUGAUUCCAGGUGCCGAGUGCACCCUUUUACGGACAGCUAAAAGGUGUUUUUUCCCCAAGGUCAGUUGUACCUGCAGACCCAUCACUGACCGUUUGCCUUAUCUGUCUUGUAGUCUAAAAUUUAAUAGGAAAGACUUAUGGAAAGAUGACCAUUACCUAAGGUAUAAAGCCCUUCAGCUUGAAGUGACCUCGGCGGAAGGUGAUCAAAUCUUUCCCAUCCUGUAGUUACUGAGAUGAGUAGGAGCCGCAUAGGUGGGUCCCUUCCAGUUCCUACUACAUCUGUGUCCAUGUCUCAAAAUUCAUUGUGAUCAUUGGUACCUUUGGUGGCGUCAUUAGAGACCAAGGGGUCAUGGGAGCCCUGGCAGCAUCAAUAGUUUGGAGAGGGCAGAGUCGCCCGUACCACCAGUUGGACUUAACUGGCCCAGAACAUCUAAGAGCUGGUGUCUCUUGUUGGCAGCACUCAGUUCACCACUGAGCCCUCACCCCUUCUGCUGCGUGGUUGCGUGGGAGCCAUGGAGGGCAGGCUCUGCCCGUGGGAAUCUUGGGUUCAUCUUACUCCCUUCCCUGGUGGGCAGAAAGGCUGUUCUGCAUUCCACACACACAUGAGCUGAAAAAAGAGUACUUGAUGUUCAUGGAGGUUUAUUUAUGUGCGCGUGUGAAUGUGUUUUAAUUAUGUGUAUUUAACUCUUUAAAUCUUCGACUUUAAUUUAUCCUGUAAAUUUCUGUACAUAUAAUUUAAUAACAGUCUCCACAGAGGAGCACGUGGAAGAUACAGACUUGCCAUUUCUUUCUUCCUCCCUUCCUUCCACUGCUCUGCUCUAAAACUCCAAUCAUUUACAUUUUAAGGCAUUUGGCCUCAAAAAGAAUCAUUAUAUUGGGUUUCUGCAUCUUUAUGAAGACUUUUAUAAAGUCCUUUAAUAAUGUCAAGGAAGUAAAAUUAAAAGGAAUGUUGCCAUUCUCAGCCCCUCUUAUUUCCAAAACCCAGACUUUUGCUUCCCAGUUGGCGAGAAGACAGCUGAGCACGUCAAGAUUGUUCUAAAUUCGGUGUGAGGUUACCUGCUGCUCUGAGGAGCCCAGCUCGAAGGAGGCAGCGGUGCUCUCUUCCCCUGGCCUCGGCCUGGUACUCCGACGGCACAGCCAGCCCUGUGCAGACAGUGCAGCCAGCGGGCGUCCUGUUUCCUUCCUUUCCCCUCCCCCAUCAGGGUUGUCAUGGCCUGUAUUUCUCAGCAGUCUUCUGGCUGCUGAAUGCCUUUCUCAGCUCGACAGCUCUGAGAUUUAACUGGGGAGACAAAAGCAUCAGGAGUGUGUGGGAACUGAAAUCAAGAGGAACAGAAAUCUUGAUUUCUUGGGUUAGACAGGUGCUUCCCAAAGACCGCCGGUGAGGCCGCCUCUUGGGAGGCCCUGCAAUGAUCCGAGGGACCUGCAAAAGCAGACGCUUACACUUUAUCCUUGAUUUGGGGCUACCGGACAGACGUCUUCCACUGCCCAGGAGGCACUGUAAUUUUUUUUUUUUUUUUUCUGAAAAGGAGGCAGUAGGCCAAAUUAGUGUGGGGAGUUAUGGAUUAGACCCUCCAUCCACACCUUGAGUCUGCCCCAUGGAAGCUUUCAGUUUGACACUGGGUGCUCAAGGAGGGGGCCUUGGGAUUAGUACAAAAAGAACCAGUCCUUCUGCCGGCAUCUGUCCACUUCCAUGCGAUUCUAAUGAGCACUUGCUUUCUGUUUGUGUUCUUUUCACCCCAGCCCUCUUAUAUUUGUAUUUAAAAUUUGUACACAUUUGUAUAAUAACCUGUACCUUGUAGUAUUUGGGUACUAGUAGCAAAAAACUUUGGAUUCAGACCUUGCAAUUUUUAUAUCGUUGUUUUAUUUUUGUUUUUUAAAUACUAGUGGUUUGAUCCAAAUCCCAUUGCAGUUGUAUAAAGAAAUGAAAUUUUGUACUUAUAUUAUUAAAAAAUCACAUUUUUAAUA
Echinops telfairi (small Madagascar hedgehog) is the source of this 4849-nucleotide messenger RNA. It is a transcript of the gene HMGXB4, whose product is annotated as HMG-box containing 4. The record is from RefSeq and is a predicted model, not a curated record. The transcript is spliced from 10 exons. The coding region runs from base 793 to 2592 and encodes 599 amino acids. NCBI's taxonomy places the organism in Eukaryota, Metazoa, Chordata, Mammalia, Afrosoricida, Tenrecidae.